Bombina bombina (fire-bellied toad) is the source of this 207-nucleotide messenger RNA. RefSeq names its product small integral membrane protein 45 (gene SMIM45). The coding region runs from base 1 to 207 and encodes 68 amino acids. The transcript has a single exon. The record is from RefSeq and is a predicted model, not a curated record. Lineage: Eukaryota; Metazoa; Chordata; Amphibia; Anura; Bombinatoridae.
AUGACACACUUCUUGGACUGGUUUGUUCCCUGUUACCUCAUAUUGUCUGUUCUCAUCCUGGUGGGGUUUGGGGCCUGUAUCUACUACUUUGAGCCAGGGCUAAAGGAAGCGCAUAAAUGGCGCGCUCAGAGACCUCUACUUGACAGCGAUAUUCAAAAAAGUCUUUUGAUGAGAGAUAACAUGGCGUAUAGCCUUCCAGAUGUUUAG